GGCCGCCCCGCAGCGAUGGAGGCGCGGGAGCCGCUGCGGGACGUGCGCGGGGCGCUGCGGGCGGUGCUGGCGCGGCUGCGAGAGGGAGAGCCGAGCGAGGGCCGAGAGCCGUUCGAGCUGCCGCGCUUCUGGGACGCGCUAGGUCAGACAUUCCAAGUAACAUCACAAGAAGCUACAAAGCUGAGUUUGGCAUUCUCAAGGCCUCCACUACCUUCUGCAGAGAACUGCCGGAAGCUGAGUGAGGAUGUCCAAAAUGCCAUUCUUGCAGUUGCCACAGUGUACUACUGGCUACCCAAGGGCCAAGGUACUACCCUUCGGAAGAUGGUUCGAGAUGCCACCACUGAAGUAGUGGAAGGGAUGAUCCAGCUCACAGACACAAUUCUGAAUGCCCCAGUGGAGAGCUUGUCUCAGGAACAGCUGAUAUCAACUGGAGGUGUGUGGGAGGCCUGUGAGCAAGUGUCUAACCUGCCACGAGAUAACCAGGCAGCAGUUGUGUCAGCUCUGGCUGCAUCUCUAGGUGUGGUCAAGGAUGCUGUGGAGGAGAUGGAACAGGCACUGGUGGAAGGGCAGGAUCCCUAUGGGGACAUCAUGGAAGAUGAAGAGUUGGGCUUUCGGGGCAACAGGGACACGUACUGGUCAGAGGCUGACAGGCGGCUGCUCAGCUCCUGCAUGGGACUCAUGAAGGCUUCUAAAGCUUGCCUGAAGAAGGUCUUGGCUGCAGUGAAGGCCCAUGGCAAAGCUGAUUCUCCAGAGCACAUUGCACAGCUGGAUGACCUUGCUGACAUUGCUAAUGAGAUCAGCCCAAGUGUUGAUGAGCUGGCACUGAGCAUGUACCCACCUGUGAACCCACUGGCUGUGCGACUUAAUGCUGCUAAGCUGGCCUCAGUAUUAACGAAAGUCUUAGAGAUUGCCAAGACAAGCCAUGUGUGUCCACCAUCAGAGGAAGGCUGGGUGCAGUUUCUAACUGGUGCAGUAGAUCACAACAUGAACAAAGUCAAGAACUUCACACAGGGUCAGCUUUAACUCUUCUGUGCCUGCGUAUGCUGCUGCCACUGGCUCUGGCAUCUGCAUUUCCAGUGAACUUUGCUGUUCUUUGGCUGUUUGGAAAAUGAUGAGAACAAUGGAGGAGAGAACUUCACUGCUACUUGGAAGAACCUCUCCAGGAAGUUGCCCUUUGCCAUGGCAAAGGUGUCAUUUUGCUUGGAUUCUUGGGAUGAUGCAGUGCUGCUUCUGAACAUGCCCCAUUCUUUGGACAUUACAGCUACUGUGGGGUUCAGAGAAAAAUAAAAUAUUGCUAGAUUUA
Molecule: messenger RNA, 1303 nt
Organism: Melozone crissalis (California towhee)
Lineage: Eukaryota; Metazoa; Chordata; Aves; Passeriformes; Passerellidae
Gene: CCNDBP1
Product: cyclin D1 binding protein 1
Exons: 11
Coding region: 16-1023 (335 amino acids)
Biological process (GO): regulation of cell cycle
Cellular component (GO): nucleus
Source: RefSeq, a predicted model, not a curated record